UUUCCUGUUGGUGCACCUGAAAGAAUUUUGGGCAAUUUUGUGCAGAUUUGCUAUUUCGGUGGAUACUGGCAACACUGCCCUCGUUGCGUAGUGGGAACGGCUGCUUUGAUCGACGACAAAAGUGCAUAAUCUUCAUAUUAAUUUCCUUCAAUUUUUCCCAUCUCUACGACAAACCUAACCUUUAUCACACACGUCCCCUAACCUAAUUGCACACAACUUUUUUUUAAAUAACAAUAAAUAAUAACCCGAGAAUGUCGAGGCCAAUAACUUUCGUUACAGGAAACGCAAAAAAACUGGAAGAAAUGCUGACGAUACUCGGCCUAAACUUUCCUCGACAAGUAAUAAGUAAAAAACUCGACUUACCCGAACUGCAGGGAGAAAUCGAUGAAAUCUGCCGGAAGAAGGCCGAAACAGCUUACGAGCUAGUCGGGGGCCCCGUUUUAGUUGAAGACGCCUGCCUAUGCUUCAAUGCACUAAACGGCCUGCCCGGCCCCUACAUCAAAUGGUUCCUGGAAAAAGUGGGUCCUGAAGGACUGAACUCAAUGCUGCAGGGCUUUGAGGACAAAUCCUCCCAAGCCGUGUGUACUUAUGCUUACCAUCCUGGAGAUCGGGGGGCCGAAGUGAUUCUCUUCCAAGGCAGGACUGAUGGCGAGAUCGUCUUGCCCAGAGGCCCCAGGGACUUUGGAUGGGACUGCUGUUUCCAACCCCAAGGAUACAGUCAAACCUACGCUGAACUGGCAAAGGCCGAAAAAAACCGAAUUUCCCACAGGUUCAAAGCAAUUGAGAAAUUGAAAGAGUUCUUUCAUAAUUCCACUUAAGGCCAUGUAGUGGGUGUUGAAAUAAAAUCUUGUUUUAUUUGUUUUAUGA
This is a messenger RNA of Dendroctonus ponderosae (mountain pine beetle), 867 nucleotides long. Its product is annotated as inosine triphosphate pyrophosphatase. Gene Ontology annotation, cellular component: cytoplasm. The transcript has a single exon. Lineage: Eukaryota; Metazoa; Arthropoda; Insecta; Coleoptera; Curculionidae. Gene Ontology annotation, biological process: nucleoside triphosphate catabolic process. Gene Ontology annotation, molecular function: nucleoside triphosphate diphosphatase activity. The record is from RefSeq and is a predicted model, not a curated record. Bases 252 to 818 code for a protein of 188 amino acids.